AUGGAAGAACUUUGUUACAGCUUCGAGCAGGAAGACACCGCUCCUGACUUUCUCCUCUGGGACGAGGCAGGUCCCAGCGAUCAGCUGGACAACCUCUUACUUGACUGCUCCUCCUUAACAGACCCCUUCAGCCCUUGGCCCGACCAGGGGCAGGAGGCGGGCAGCGCAGCGGGGCGGGCUCUGGGUGCUGAACUGGACAGCUCCGCACAGCCGCGGCCCCCCCGCCACCUCCGUCAGCGCCACGCCGCCAACGUCCGCGAGAGGAAGAGGAUGAUCAACAUCAACUCGGCCUUCGACCAGCUCAGGAGACACGUACCGACCUUCCCGUAUGAGAAGCGCCUCUCCAAAAUCGAUACGCUGCGGCUGGCCAUCGCCUACAUCGCCCUCCUUGGCGAGAUCCUCCUCUCCGGAUGCGAUCCCAAAUCCUACGUGGAGCAGUGCCUGAAGAAUGGUUUGCAAAGCCAACAGCAGGCAACCUGGAAUACAAGCGAUCUGACAGCCCGCCUGUCCUGGGUAAAAUGGGAUUAAGUAGUAAUAGAAAGAAAGAUCUUUCAAGGCAGCAUAUUGCCAAACCUGC
Pezoporus occidentalis (night parrot) is the source of this 577-nucleotide messenger RNA. Its product is annotated as helix-loop-helix protein 13-like. Lineage: Eukaryota; Metazoa; Chordata; Aves; Psittaciformes; Psittacidae. Gene Ontology annotation, biological process: developmental process; regulation of transcription by RNA polymerase II. Gene Ontology annotation, molecular function: RNA polymerase II transcription regulatory region sequence-specific DNA binding; protein dimerization activity; DNA-binding transcription factor activity, RNA polymerase II-specific. The transcript has 2 exons. The record is from RefSeq and is a predicted model, not a curated record. Bases 1 to 528 code for a protein of 175 amino acids.